CUACUGUUUGCCCUUCUUCACAUGAGACACAACUUGAAAUAUUUUGAUAAAAUGAGAUGCUUGCGGAAAAGAUCGGCAGUAUCAUUCUUAGGAGUCCUUGUCAUUUGCUUGCUGUUCAUGAACUUGUACAUUGAAGAUGGUUAUGUUUUGGAAGGGGACAAGCAGUUAAUCAGAGAAACAGCCACGCACCAGCUUAACCCAGAGCGCUAUGUUCAUACUUUUAAAGAUUUGUCUAAUUUCUCAGGAUCUAUAAACAUUUCCUAUCGCUACCUAGCUGGCACGCCUUUGCCAAGGAAAAGGUAUCUUACGAUUGGACUAUCCUCUGUGAAACGGAAAAAGGGAAACUACUUGCUUGAGACUAUCAAGUCCAUAUUUGAGCAGUCAAGUUAUGAGGAACUUAAAGAAAUUGCAGUAGUGGUGCAGCUGGCAGAUUUUGAUUCAGCCUGGUGUGAAGGAAUGGUCCAGGAUAUUUCACAGAAAUUUGCUCAUCACAUAAUUGCAGGCAGAUUAAUAGUUAUUCACGUCCCUGAGGAAUACUACCCAAUAUUGGAUGGCCUCAAGAGAAAUUACAAUGACCCAGAAGACCGAGUGAAGUUUCGAUCCAAACAAAACGUAGAUUAUGCCUUCCUGCUUAACUUUUGUGCUAAUCUUUCUGACUACUACGUGAUGCUGGAAGACGAUGUUCGCUGCUCGAAGAACUUUUUGACAGCUGUUAAGAAAGUAAUUACCUCACGAGAAGGAUCCUACUGGGUGACUUUGGAAUUCUCCAAACUGGGGUAUAUUGGAAAACUUUACCAUUCCCAUGACCUUCCACGCUUGGCUCAUUUUUUGUUGAUGUUUUACCAAGAAAUGCCUUGCGAUUGGCUCCUGAUCCACUUUCGUGGGCUGUUAGCUCAAAAGGAAGUGAUACGUUUUAAGCCUUCUCUGUUCCAGCACAUGGGAUACUACUCAUCUUACAAAGGGGCUGAAAACAAGCUGAAGGACGAUGAUUUUGAAGAGGAAUCAUUUGACAUCCCUGACAACCCACCUGCAAACCUGCACACCAACAUGAAUGUAUUUGAAAACUACGAGGCAAGCAAGGCUUACAGUAGCAUUGACGAGUACUUCUGGGGAAAAGCUCCUUCUACCGGAGACUUCUACGGGAUUGUAUUUGAAAAGCCCAUUAAAAUCAGUAAAAUUAAAGUUGUUACUGGAACAGAAGACCGGCAAAAUGACAUCUUGCAUCAUGGGGCCUUGGAAGUGGGGGAAAAGAUUGUAGGGAGUAAAAAAGGGAGACAAUGUACAACUUACUUGAGACUGGGGGAAUUCAAAAAUGGAAACUUUGAAAUAACAGAUGUAGAGCACAAAGUUCUGUUCGAUAUUAACUGCAUGAGAAUACUUGUUACCAAAAGUCAAAAAGAGUGGCUGAUCAUUAGGAGCAUUAGCAUUUGGACUUCUCAGACACCAAAUCAAUAA
Molecule: messenger RNA, 1455 nt
Organism: Rhea pennata
Lineage: Eukaryota; Metazoa; Chordata; Aves; Rheiformes; Rheidae
Gene: MGAT4C
Product: MGAT4 family member C
Exons: 3
Coding region: 22-1455 (477 amino acids)
Biological process (GO): protein N-linked glycosylation
Molecular function (GO): acetylglucosaminyltransferase activity
Source: RefSeq, a predicted model, not a curated record